AAAAAUUAGUGUUUCGUGUUUUGAUAAACUCAAAUUAGUAUUUUCUCAGCAAUAACACAUCACGUUCUCUCUUUCAAUUUCUUGCAGUCCCCCCGAUGGAAGUGAACAUUAGUAAGAAAUCUGAGGAUUUAUUCGAAUGUGUGGCAGACGCCAACCCACAUGCAAACUUCACAUGGACGAGAAUCAGCCAGUCGAUACCUCAGUCUGCUGUCAGAGUAAAAGGUCCAACACUACAGUUUCUUGGCAUUACCUCCGACCUGAACGGCCUCUACCAGUGCAGUGCAUCAAACCCUUAUGGAAAAAGUCAUGGUCACCUCUAUGUGCAUGUGAAUUCAGGAAACUGUGUUGCUUGUUGGGUCUUUUUUGUUAUUUUGCUUUUCGCACUGGUCUUUGGUGUCGUUGCGGCGUGGUACCUUUAUAAAGCCGGGAGACUUCAAUGGAAUGAAAAUGACAUGCAUGGGGAGAGGCAGAGGGUCCCAACAACUAACAGCACACCUGAAAGAGCUGCAAUCGAAGUAGAGCCUCUAGGGGACACAGGAGGAGGAUCUGCCUCUGUGACAUCCAUGUAAGAGAGAAGAUGGCAGACAACUGAACUGCAGCCAGUGUACAAGCUUCAUCGCUCACAUGUGACAUCCGGACUCAGCUGGUUAGUGAACAGGUGUAAUCAGGCGCCAGAUAUUUGUUAUUAGUUUCCAUGGAUUCCCAUGUAGGAGACUCUGUUUCACUGAAGUUAAGUUUCAUGAGAGCCGUUAUGUCUGCUGCACAAUUAUAUGUGGUUCUUUCGUCUACAAACCUUUCAACUGAGAAUCAAUAAUGCAUAUUGCAGAGUGUUUUUAGAGUGUUUAGAGCUUUCAGUAAAAAUGGAAGCAACAAGAAAAUUACAACUGAAGGAGAAGUCUGCUUAACUGACAUAAAUUUAAUGUCAUCCGUCCAGGAUGUGGGAUUAACUGCUCCUAACGGUCACAAUACCGCAGGUCUGUUGCUGAUAUGUUUUUCCACCAGCAGCAUUAGCAGCUGAUAAUAACAAAAGAUUAUGAAGUUUGUAUGUAAUGCACACUGGAAACACCGGCUAAGAAAUGAUUCAUGAGAAAUUCGAGAGCAGGUAAAGAGAACACACCCAAAUAGGCAAAAGCAGACAGUUUAAGAAACAUAUUCUGCAACACAUUUCUCCUUUUUUCUUUGCUGUCUUCUUUCUUUCAGUGCUCCUUAAGGAGUGGAUGUGUUUUAUUUGUUUACUUUACUGAAAGGGACAGUUUGAUGGAAAUCGUUAUUUCAAACAAGUUUCCCUCCCCCCUUUAUAUUAUUGAAUUGGUAUCAUGUAUGUGAGAAAAUACUUUUGAGCAGCUACAGGAGAACAUGUGUUACUUUGUCCCCAUGUGAUUUUAUUUAUUGCAUCUCUUGACCAACACUAUGAAGGAACAAUUAACCAAACAUAAACUAUCAAUACUUUAAGAUGCUGAACCUCUGACACCGUAAAGCAUUUAAUGGAAUAUUCUACUACCAUUAGUUUCUGUAUUCUAACAUUAACAAUACUACAGUGUUCAUCCGUUACCACUUACCUUCCAUGUGCUCUCUUUGUUUUGGUUGUUAUUUUUUAUAAUAACAAAUGUCUGCUAAGCUGGCUUUUAUCUUUUCCUGACAUCAGUGUUACUCAGUUUUGGGAAACACGCUGAAGACAGACUGAACUCAAAGUCAACAAUUUUGUGUCACGUUCAAGGUCAAAAGUGAAGUUUCAGAUUGUUUUGUAGUGCAAAAAGUUGCAUGUCCAUCUUCAAAAUGCACCACACCCUGCUGUUAGGUCUGCCGUGUUGUUCUUUGCUAAACACUUAAAAUGUUUUUGUUUUGUUGAUGUAAUACUUAGUAUAUUCACCAACUUACUUUGCCUUAUUAUAAUACUAACAUUUCGAAUUGCCAGUGAACACAAUGUAUACAGUGUUUGACUGGUCGUAAUUGCAACCCUAAAAACCAUGGGGUUAACAAUGGCCAAAAAUAGAAACAUCUGCUAAUAGCAUUGAAAAAAAGGUUUGGGGACCUCUAACGUGAUUGGGAUGCAUCAUCCUGGGACCAUUAAUGUCUACACCAUGUGUGGAUCCAUGGAGCAUAUAAAGGGACAUUUCACUGCACUAUUUAAACUUGAGACCUAAAUGAGACCACUUGAGAUGCUUAAUGGUUGGACCAAAUGGCUGUUGUGACAUUUCACGCAAAGCUAUAAAUGUUAAUUUUUGAUAGGUAAUAAGUUUUGAUCCUUGUUUGUAUGUAUACCUGCGAAAAGUAAUCCUUCAGAAUGUGUUUAUUAUCCACAGUCAUGAUGAUAUAACAAGCAAAAGUCCUGGCAAGCAAGGUGGUGGAUAGGUCAAACAAAUGCACUAAUUUCCUCCGGGACAUCAGUGUUUGUGCCUCAUGUGAGACCAAGUGAACUGCUGUUUUUUUGUUAUUUAAAGGUCACCACAUUUCUUUUCCUAAACCUAACCAACAUAACUUUUGUUUCCUUAAAUGACUGGACGUAAUGUAAGGCAGUCAUCAUAAAGUUACUUAUGGUAGGUUUCUGACAGUCAUGUUUGGUUAGGUUUAGGGAAACAGUCAUGGUAAGGUGUCGUCAUGUUAUGUAGUUAACAUAAAGUUAUGAAGGUUAGGUUUAUAAAAGUAAAGUUACAAAAAACGGAAGUGAAGAAAAGUACAGUUACAUAGAUGCGGUUUAAGAAGAUGACAUUACAUAAGGUAAGUUAGGUUUAGGAAAACAAUCAUGGUUGGGUGCCUUAACAUUACUGAAUUUAACAUUACGUAGCCUACGUAACAUGAUAACGCCCAACCAUGACUCUUAUCUUAAAUCUAACCUAACCUUAUCAGUAGGGGUGCUUAUUCAUUGGUCGCUUAUUUGUAAGAUAUCAAAUUAUAUAGUUCAAAUGAUGUAGUUCUGUGAUUAAAAACGGACAAGUUUGAGUCAUAUUUAGUCAGUCAUACUUCUUAGCCUUAGUUACACUUAUCUAAAGAUGUGUAUUUUUAUUUCAAUCUAUUAUGUUCUAUUCAAUCUUUAUGUUUAGUGCCCUCUAGUCAUCCUUGGGUAAGGGUUAUAAGUAGAUUAGUAAUCCUCCUAGAAUAAUCUUCUUUAAUCAAGACAACAUGGCAAGACUGUAAGCACAAGCCUUAAACCAAGAAGCUAACCUAAAUCUCCCAGGACUCAAAUCACACUCCUUUGUUUGACUUGUUACUUUUAUACUCACAACUGAAGACACAUUAUUCUCUUUGACA
Plectropomus leopardus (leopard coralgrouper) is the source of this 3249-nucleotide messenger RNA. The record is from RefSeq and is a predicted model, not a curated record. NCBI's taxonomy places the organism in Eukaryota, Metazoa, Chordata, Actinopteri, Perciformes, Serranidae.